Eucalyptus grandis is the source of this 507-nucleotide messenger RNA. RefSeq names its product lachrymatory-factor synthase-like. The record is from RefSeq and is a predicted model, not a curated record. The transcript has a single exon. The coding region runs from base 1 to 507 and encodes 168 amino acids. NCBI's taxonomy places the organism in Eukaryota, Viridiplantae, Streptophyta, Magnoliopsida, Myrtales, Myrtaceae.
AUGGCCAGUGAAGCAAAGGAAAAAUGGGGAGGAAAGGCUAGAGCCCUGGUGAGAGGCUCAGGUCCUGACCAAGUAUGGCCCCUCCUGGAGGAUUUCUUCAGCCUGCACAAGUGGGUCCCCACGAUAGACACGUGCUGUGGAGUCGAGGGCGUGUCGGGUGAGCCCGGAUUCGUCCGAUACUGCUCUGGCACAAGAAGCUCCGCCGAUGGUUCCGAGGAUGUUUUCACUAACUGGGCUCUGGAGAAGCUGCUUGCGACUGACCCUGUCAACAAAAGCUUCACUUAUGAGAUCGUGGACUGCAAUAAUGUCGGGUUCAAAUCCUUGGCCGCCACAAUGAAACUGACGGCGGUGAGAGAUGCAGAAGAAGAAGAUGGAUGUGGAAUGAGCUGGUCUUUCUCAGUGAAUCCGAUUGAAGGAUGGACGGAGAAAGAUUUGACGGAGUUCUACAGUGUUGCUCUUCGAAUCAUGGCUGAAAGAAUAGAAGCUGUCUUAUCGAGCAAAGGGUAA